AUGACAUCAUCACCACAACCACAAUCACAAUCAUCACAGUCACAGUCACAAUCGCGUCCACUGCAUAAUGAAUUAUUACAACAAGCUAAAAUAAAUCAAAUCAAUGAAUUGAAAAAUUCCUCGAUUUAUUCUAAACAAUUAAUUCAAUUAUUAACUUCAAUAAUUAAAGUAAAUUCAAUAUCAGAAUCAUCAGAAUUAGUCGAUAAAAUAACUACUAUUCAUCAACUAAAUCAAACUAUAGAUAAACAGCUAAAUCAAGAUAUAUCUAAAAAUUUCUAUGAAUUAAUGAAAUAUAAAACCAAAUUGGAAAAUAUAAUAAGAGAAUGUCAUGAUAUAGUUGAAGAUAUUAACACUUUACAAUCCAGAAGUGAAUUAAUUGAUCAAGAUUUACGAAUAUUGGAAAAUACUUUGAAAUUAGUUAAAAAAUGA
Molecule: messenger RNA, 429 nt
Organism: Candida tropicalis MYA-3404
Lineage: Eukaryota; Fungi; Ascomycota; Pichiomycetes; Serinales; Debaryomycetaceae
Exons: 1
Coding region: 1-429 (142 amino acids)
Source: RefSeq, a predicted model, not a curated record